Molecule: messenger RNA, 12154 nt
Organism: Acipenser ruthenus (sterlet)
Lineage: Eukaryota; Metazoa; Chordata; Actinopteri; Acipenseriformes; Acipenseridae
Gene: trpm3
Product: transient receptor potential cation channel, subfamily M, member 3
Exons: 25
Coding region: 345-5363 (1672 amino acids)
Biological process (GO): monoatomic cation transmembrane transport; protein tetramerization
Cellular component (GO): membrane
Molecular function (GO): monoatomic cation channel activity
Source: RefSeq, a predicted model, not a curated record
CUGAGAGAAAGAGAGAGAGAUAGGCCGUCCCUUUUUGUCUUGAAGAUAGUGCAGCCCUCCCCUGAGCAGCAGCAGCCUGAUUGCUUCUAGUCUGCCUGCUUGUUUGGUAUGCAUGAGCACAGCUGCACCAAAAGAGGGGAGGCAGCUUUCUUGAGGUUGAUCAGAUGCUGGAAGCAAUUGUACUUUGCCACCAUUGAAGUACUGGGAAGUGCCAGUUCUCUAGUACUGAAGAGAGGGGGCUGUUGUUGGCUACUAUGGUCAUGGGGAUUUGAGUGGACAAAAAGAGACCAGCCUAACACUUUUGGCAAACCAGGUUCACAAAGUGGGAUUUAAAAAAGGGGGUAAUGAUUCAGCCGGAUGCUCCCCGGCCUCUGAACUGGACCAUUCGGAAGCUGUGCCAUGCAGCUUUUCUUCCAUCAGUCCGACUUCUAAAGGCACAGAAAUCUUGGAUCGAGAGAGCAUUUAGCAAGAGAGAAUGUGUUCAUAUCAUAGUGAGCACAAAAGACCACCAUAGGUGCUGCUGCGGACGUCUCAUAGGUCAACAUGUUGGACUGCCUUCAAGCAUCUCAACCAGUCAGAAUGAGAACAGUGACAACCAGUCAGAAAAAUGGUCAAUUAGCAAGCACACGCAGCUCAGCCCUACGGAUGCUUUUGGAACCAUUGAAUUCCAAGGAGGAGGGCACUCAAAUAAAGCUAUGUAUGUCCGUGUUUCCUAUGAUACGAAGCCUGACCUCCUAUUGCAUCUGAUGACAAAAGAGUGGCAGCUAGAUCUUCCCAAACUUCUGAUCUCAGUCCAUGGGGGCCUGCAGAACUUUGAACUCCAGCCAAAACUCAAGCAGGUCUUUGGAAAAGGCUUGAUUAAAGCAGCUAUGACAACAGGGGCUUGGAUCUUCACCGGAGGAGUGAACACAGGAGUGAUUCGCCAUGUGGGGGAUGCAUUAAAAGACCAUGCAUCAAAAUCAAGAGGGAAGAUCUGCACCAUCGGCAUCGCUCCUUGGGGUAUAGUGGAAAACCAGGAAGAUCUCAUUGGAAAAGAUGUGGUCAGACCCUACCAGACCAUGUCCAACCCCUUGAGCAAGCUGACUGUGUUAAACAGCAUGCACUCCCACUUCAUACUGGCCGACAAUGGAACGACAGGAAAAUAUGGGGCUGAGGUGAAGCUGCGCAGACAGCUGGAGAAGCACAUCUCACUACAGAAGAUUAACACCAGAAUUGGACAAGGGGUUCCGGUGGUUGCUCUUAUUGUGGAAGGAGGUCCUAACGUCAUCUCCAUUGUGCUGGAGUAUCUGAGAGACACUCCUCCUGUGCCUGUGGUUGUCUGUGAUGGCAGCGGGCGUGCUUCCGACAUCCUUGCGUUCGGGCACAAAUACUCUGAGGAUGGAGGGGUCAUCAACGAGUCUCUGAGGGACCAGCUACUGGUCACAAUCCAGAAGACCUUUAACUACAGCCGUACCCAGGCCCAGCACCUCUUCAUAAUACUGAUGGAGUGCAUGAAGAAUAAAGAGCUGAUCACUGUAUUUCGAAUGGGAUCAGAAGGACAUCAAGACAUUGACUUAGCCAUCCUGACAGCUCUUCUGAAAGGAGCCAAUGCUUCAGCACCAGAUCAGCUGAGCUUAGCCUUGGCGUGGAAUAGAGUUGACAUUGCACGGAGUCAGAUCUUUAUUUAUGGACAGCAAUGGCCGGUGGGUUCCCUGGAGCAAUCCAUGCUGGACGCUCUGGUGCUGGACAGAGUGGACUUUGUCAAGCUGCUGAUAGAGAACGGGGUCAGCAUGCAUCGCUUCCUCACCCUCUCCAGACUGGAGGAGCUGUACAACACGAGACAUGGUCCAUCAAACACUUUGUACCAUCUUGUCAGAGAUGUCAAAAAGGGGAACCUUCCUCCAGAUUACCGCAUCAGUCUGAUAGACAUUGGCCUUGUGAUCGAGUACUUGAUGGGUGGAGCAUAUCGCUGCAACUACACAAGGAAGAGGUUUAGAACUCUCUAUCACAAUCUCUUUGGGCCCAAGAGGCCGAAAGCUCUAAAACUACUAGGAAUGGAGGAUGACAUGCCUAUGAGAAGAGACAGGCAGAAGACUACCAGGAAGGGAGAAGAGGAGGUGGACAUUGACUUGGAUGACCCAGAGAUUAACCACUUCCCCUUUCCCUUCCACGAGCUCAUGGUGUGGGCUGUGUUGAUGAAGCGGCAAAAGAUGGCCCAGUUCUUCUGGCAGCAUGGUGAGGAGGCCAUGGCCAAGGCCCUGGUGGCAUGUAAGCUGUGCAAAGCCAUGGCGCACGAGGCAUCAGAGAAUGAUAUGGUAGAUGACAUAUCACAGGAGCUGAACUACAAUUCCAGGGAGUUUGCUCAGUUGGCAGUGGAGCUGUUGGACCAGUCCUACAAACAGGAUGAGCAGUUGGCCAUGAAACUGUUGACUUAUGAGCUGAAGAACUGGAGCAAUGCCACCUGCCUCCAGCUGGCUGUGGCAGCCAAGCACAGGGACUUCAUCGCCCACACCUGCAGCCAGAUGCUGCUCACAGAUAUGUGGAUGGGGAGACUGCGCAUGAGGAAAAACUCUGGACUGAAGGUCAUCCUUGGACUGUUGUUGCCACCCUCGAUCCUGAACCUGGAGUUCAAGAACAAGGAUGAGAUGUCAUACGUGCCCCAGGAUCAAGAGGCCUACCUCCAGGAGAAGGAGACAGAGGAGACUGAGAAGCCAGUGAAGGAGAAGGAAGAAGAGGACAUGGAGUUCACAGUAAGAUCAUACUGUGGGACGAAGUACAACUCCGUGGCAAUGCUGGGAAAAGUAAAUAAGGAGUCUUCCAGAAAAAAAGUUGUAGAGGAUGUCCAGAGCAGGCAAAGGCUAAUACCCUUUGGAAGAAAAAUCUAUGAGUUUUACAAUGCGCCCAUUGUCAAGUUUUGUUUUCAUACUAUGGCAUACGUUGGCUACUUGAUGCUGUACAACUACAUUGUUCUUGUGAAGAUGGACAUUUGGCCUUCUUCUCAGGAGUGGAUUGUUAUUGCCUACAUUUUUACACUGGGAAUAGAGAAGAUGAGAGAGAUCCUCAUGUCUGAGCCUGGGAAGCUGUUGCAGAAAGUGAAGGUGUGGCUGCAGGAGUACUGGAACAUCACUGACCUCAUGGCUAUUCUUCUGUUCUCUGUGGGGUUGGUGCUGCGACUACAAGAACCCCCUUUCAUGAGCUAUGGCAGAGUCAUCUACUGUGUCAACAUCAUUUACUGGUACAUUCGUUUGCUGGACAUUUUUGGAGUCAAUAAGUAUUUGGGUCCCUAUGUCAUGAUGAUAGGAAAGAUGAUGAUCGAUAUGAUGUAUUUUGUCAUCAUUAUGCUGGUGGUCUUGAUGAGUUUUGGAGUUGCACGGCAAGCAAUUCUCAAUCCCAACGAGGACCCCUCCUGGAUGCUGGCAAGGAAUAUAUUCUACAUGCCCUACUGGAUGAUCUAUGGAGAAGUGUUUGCAGACCAGAUAGACCCUCCAUGUGGACAGAACAUAACUAGUGAGGAUGGUAGUAUAGUGGAGCUGCCUCCUUGUAAAACAGGAGCAUGGAUCGUUCCAGCCAUCAUGGCGUGUUACCUCUUAGUGGCAAACAUCCUUUUGGUUAACCUUUUAAUAGCUGUGUUCAAUAAUACCUUUUUUGAAGUCAAAUCCAUAUCCAAUCAGGUGUGGAAGUUUCAGAGGUAUCAGCUCAUCAUGACGUUCCACGAAAGGCCUGUUUUGCCACCCCCACUGAUCAUCUUCAGUCACAUGACAAUGGUAUGCCAACAUCUGUGCUGCCGCUGGAGGAAGCAUGAGGAUCAAGACGAGAGGGAUUAUGGACUGAAAUUGUUCAUCACAGAGGACGAACUCAAGAAGGUGCAUGACUUUGAAGAGCAGUGUAUUGAGGAGUACUUCAGAGAAAAGGACGACCUGUUUAACUCUUCAAAUGAUGAAAGAAUCAGAGUCACGUCUGAGAGAGUUGAGAACAUGGCCAUGCGUUUGGAAGAGGUCAACGAACGUGAACACUUUAUGAAGGCCUCCCUUCAGACGGUGGACACACGGCUCGCUCAAAUGGAGGAGAUAAUUGGGCGCAUGGCAACAGCCCUGGAAAAAGUGGCUGGUGUCGAAAGAGGUGAAAUCAACAAGACAAGGUCAAGAACUUCCUCAGAUUGCACUGACACUGCCUACAUUAUCAGACAGAGCAGCUUCAACAGCCAAGAAGGGAAUUCCUACAAAAUCCAGGAAACCAUUGAACAAACCGGAGAGGAAUCCAUGUCUCCCACCUCACCCACUAUCAUGCCUCGCAUGAGAAGCCACUCGUUCUAUGCUGUGGGCACGAAAGACAGGAGCCGGGUGGAGAAAAUAGGCUCUUUUAAAGAGAGAUCCUUAAGCUUACACAGAGCUAACAGCUCACAGUCAAUAGCUGCUCAGAAAGAACCAAGGCAGAUACCACUGCCUAUAAACACGUUGGCUGUCACCCAUGACUCCAAAAGGCCUUCUUCUUGCAUAGACAUUUAUGUCUCAUCUUCAGAUGAGUUCCACCCCACACAAGAAACUGAGGAGGGCGCAAUGAAGGUCUCAAUUAAUAGGGAUCCAUCUUUGCACUCAGAAAUCAUGGCUGCAGUUUUGGGAAGCCAGAGCUACAGCACAGCAGCUGACAAAUGCUCUGAGGGGACUGAGAUCUUUGAAGAUAGUGCUGCGUUGGACCUUUCAAUGUGCAUCUCUGGUUCUUCCCAUGCCACAGAGAGUCAGCAGCAGUGGAACUUAGAUCCACCCCAACACCUAGAGCGGUCGAAAAGUAGCCGGUACCUUUCUGCAUCUCCAGUCUACCUUGAUGACAUGUCAAUGGUGAAAUCCCACAGUUUAAUGUUCACUCCUACAAGAGGAUAUUACGGUGGCAUUAGCGUUCAGGUCAAAGCGGCAGAGUACACCAGUAUUACUGACUGUAUAGACACCCGGUGUGUCUCUACUUCUCAGAGCUGUGCAGAGCGCUCUGCCUCCCCUGGCGGGUCUUUCUGCGAGAAACCCGAAGAUAUGGGUAUUUCUCACCCAGAGAGGGAAGCAGAGUUAACUCAUCCAGGUUCAGACACUGAGGACACUGAAGGUGACCCCAAGAAAAGGAUUCUAUUGGGCUGCCAGGGAACUUCUGUAACCGGGACCCUGUCCAGGCUGGAGCGAGUAAAUAGCUGCUCAAUAGAAGAUCCACAUGGGAUGAACACACACACAAAGAAAAGCUUUUCUAUCAGUGAUAAACUGGACAGGCAAAGAAACUCCCGAAAUCCCUUCCUGAGGAGCAAGUCAGCAAAGCCAGAAGGGAAGACAGACAGUUUGUCAAUGAGAAAGCUGACAAAGAUGUCAGCCUUCCGUAGUUUUGACAGUAGGCAGAAUUUUGCAUAACUGAGUGCUUCCUUACAUGCUCUCUAAUUCUGCAAUAUGGGAUUAAAUAAUGUGAUAUCUACUCUUUAGGUGUAUUAGCUUGAUGUGUCAUCAAAUACUUUUUAUCAAUGGUGCUCUAAGGCUGCAUUCACAGUGGGUCAGUUUCAAGUGGACUCGUCUGGUUUGUUUAGUUUGAAACAUCGUAUCAAUGUGCUUGCUGUUCACACUUCUCUUUUGUGUUCACAAUGCAGUUUGCAUGUGCACUCGGCUUGUUUAAAUGGUGUGUGAACCGGAUGUUUACAAUAUCCUGCAAGGUAUAUUGAAAGAUGGCAGCUAUUGAUAUAUUGCUCCGGUUUUUAAUAUAGCAUGUUUUACAUAUUGCUGUGGAAAAAAGCACUGGGGAGGACUUUGCUAAUUUAAUGAAUAGAUUUCUUGAAUGUCUACAGUAUAGAACUCAGUUUACACAAUUCUGCACGGUUCUCCUAAUGUCGGCAUUAAACAAAGUAAUUUGAGAAAAGAUUGAAUAUAUUUGAUUAUUUUUGUGAGCAUUGUCCAGUUUGGCUUGGAUUUUGGUGUCUGACCAAAUUUCUAUCAGAGCUUAAAUUAUUCAUACUGUCCAUGUAGUUUAGGGUUACCAGAUUUCCAGAGUGAAAAACUGGAACUUCUUUUUUCUUCAAUUCACUGUCACCGUAGCAACUCUGAAGCCGUUAAAUACCAGUAUAUAAUAACAAUGAUAGUUUACAAAUUAAACAGCGGGUGAAUUAAUUGCAGAUCAUAACAAAUCGUUGUUUUCUUUACACUGUCAUCUUGUCAAAACAUGUUAAAUGUACAAAAAGACAGAUUUAAAAAUCCAGAAAAUUGUUUAUUUUAUUUUUGGAUGACACACAACCUACAUUACUCUGCUAUUAACUUGCUGAGAACAACGGUACAGUUUUGUACUUUAAAAAAAAACCAAAAAUGAGUGUUGAAAACUGUGACAAUCCCAGUUUUCCCAGGAUGGCUGGCAACCCUAAUGUAGUUUCCCGAUAUAUUUUAGUUUUUUUCUCUACUUGUUUCCUCAGAAUAUGAACUAAACAACGAGCAAAAUGUUUACUUCUGAGUCAGGUUACCUUGUAUAGUUCGUUUCCUAUGUGCAAAAGUCCAGCAGUUGUUCACAUUGACAUUUGGUUUAUCAAGCGAACCAGACUCGGUGCGGUUGCCAAACGGAUCAACACAACCUCUUUAGGUGGACUUGGUACGGUUCGCUUCCCAAGCAGACUUUGUUGUUCACACCACACCAAGUGCGGACCAAACCCUCUAAACGGAUCCAGUGUGAACACAGCCUUAAAGUAUGGAUGGGUAAAUUCCAAAUGUAUUUAUUUAUUUAUUUAUUUAUUUAUUUAUUCAUUCAAAUGUAUUAUCUCAAAGGGUCUAACACUGCUCACAGGGCCAAAAGUAUAACUUCACUUUGGGCCUCUUUGGAAUUAAGAACUCCCUGGAUAACAGUAUGAUUCAUCUUACUAUUGUUUUUCCUUUAUUAAGUCAGCAUUUCAGAAUAAAAAGUAUCCUUGCCCUUUCUGACAUCACCUGAUGCCAAGUUACUGAUCAAUAUCUUAAUGUUAUCCUGAAUUGAUUUUAUUGUGGCUCCCUGUAGGUGAGGAAUCCUUAGCUUGCAGGUACCACAAGUUGAUAAUUACAGUUCUUCUUGUGAGUGAUUUGUGCUUUGUGCUUUGCAGUUACUAAGGGACAUAAACCCAAAGUAGCAUACAAGACACAGGGUCAGCUGUACUGUACAUCUUUAAAGGUAUGAAAUAUCGUAACUAACAUAUUGUUCUUGUUAUUUGGAUGCACUUUGAAUUAGUUUCAGUCAUCACAUCCUGGGAUGUUUUUAAACUCAGAAGUUUAAAGCAUCCCUUUGUCCUUAAGAGGAGCUCUCGGAAUCUAUAUUUCAAGAACAAUGUUUAAUCAGUAGCUUGUUCUUCUGUAACACUCUAGUGGAUGUAAGGACUUUAAAGCAAUUUUGUAUUGGUUUUCUUGAAGUACCUGAUGUACUUUGAAUAUAUACAUGAAUCUAAGAGCUCUCUUAAGGCCACAUGAAUGCAUUGAAUUUCUCAGUUUCAAAAAAUCACCGGCUUGUGAUGACUGGAACAGAAAAUUUUACAAAAUUAAUUUCUCAUACCAAUUAGUUGUUUAAAGUAUUAUGAAAUUACUGUUUGUUAAAAGAAGAGCACGUAAUGAAUAUUGUAUUAUUUUUAAAACAGACCAAGCACUUUUGUGACCGGGCCUACUCCUGUUGUAUUUUUAGCCCCUCCGUAGUGCCUUUAAAUGCAUGCAUGAAAGACACUUUCUACAAUAUAUUUGAAUUAUUUUACAGGUAUAUGUGUACAAAUUGAUAUAACAUCUGGUAUAGAAGGGGUUGAUUUUAACCAUAUUUACUUUAAAACUACAUUGAACAUACACAUUAAUUUACAAACCCUGUUACAUUCAGUAGUCAUUAACCUACAGUUUCAUAGUCCCAUAUCUGCUGAAUAUUAUACAUCUCUGGCCCUCUAGAAAUAUAAAUAAUAACAACACUGGUAACUUAUUUCAAGAUACAUAAUGGCAGCAGAAGAGUUCUAAAUGUGAUAUUUCAUUCCUGCCACAAGUUGCAUAUUUUCUUUAUAAUCCUCUAUAAAUCCACUAUACUCGCUCAUCCCACAUAAAAUCAAAUUUAAGCCAUUACUCAGUUGGAAUUUGGAACAAUAUCAUUCCAUACAAUUCUGUAUAUCUGGAUGUUCACUGGGCAAUACACUUUCAGAGUACUGUAGUUUAUAAUCUUCAUCAGGCUACCCCCAUAGUAGAGAUGUGAAUGUAGUGCAAUCAACCAUGUAUUUAAUGACCACAAGUGCACAACUAUUUUAAAAUAUAUAUAUAUUUUAAAAAUGUAUUAAAUAAAACAUCAGUAAAAGGGAACUAGCUGCUCCACAAAUGGAAUAGUGAGCACGCUGACGAAAUGAUUAAAUCUACAGAAGAAUUGACAGUGACAACAAGCCUACUCACUCUUUUUUCAAUUCCAGUAAACAUUACAUUGACGAUAAAACAAUUUGCUAAAACAAUAAAAGUGACCAGAUAUAUAAUAUAAUGUUUACAAUAAAAUACUUUGCCAAAAGCAAAGAGUGCUUAAAAGAGGUCAAUAACAUGGGGGUUUGGGGCAUUGAGUGCUUUUUGAGGUUUCUUAUUAAUUAUUUUUAUUCUUUCACAAGAAACCGUUGAACCGCAAAAAACUAAAGCCUGUAAAGACUGCCAGGUCUCCAUGGCAGGGUAUAUUUAAGAGUCACCAAGGAAAGGUGUCCUGACUUGGCCAGGAGGACUGUUUUAUUUUUAUUUGGCAAAACAAUUUUAAAGCGUGACCUAACAUAUCAGGGGUGCAAAUUUGGCACUAUGGCGCUAGAUUCUAGUGUACAUGUAUAUAGUAUUUCUUUGUGAGUUAGGGUAAUAUUCCACAUUAUAGGUGCACACACCUAAGUUAUUUCUAAAAAGUGCAGAAUUAAAAAUGAAUCCGGGCCUAGCAUUUUCAGCCGUUUUAAGCACUGAACAGAACAUAUCUUGCAAAAGCAAAAGUUCCAACAUUCCAUAGCAUUUCUAGUGUAAAAGUGUUUUAUUAUAUCUAAAAUUAAUUUUGAUUUUUAAAUAACAGAUAGAUAUAUGUAAGUGGCUGUUUUUUUUUGUUUUUGUUUUUUUUUUAAAGAAAAAUGGAGAAGUGUAAUUUGCAUUUUUUCUGCAUGGUCUUCCAAACUUACUGUUGGGGCAGAGUGGUUCUCUGUUACUUCUUCCUGCCCACAUCAACUGUUUCCCGAAUACUUUGGACCUGGUAUUAGUUUAGACAAAACAAUCUUUCCCCCAAACCUAAAUUAAACACACCUAGCAGUCAUCUCCUGUCCCUUAAGCAGAGCCCAGUUGAGUCCUCUAUGUGGACAUGCAAUACAUAAUCAUUGGAAAUGUAAUUCUCGGUUGCUUAUGUGUUAAGAACUUUAUUUUGAACAAAAUGAAUUCGACUUUGGGGAACAAUAUAUCCACCCUUUGUAAGGAGCCCUGUCUGAUUUAUGUAUUUUGCCCUUUGUACCUCCUUUAUCUAUUGCAUAUGCAAACUGCCUUUAGUUGACUAGCUGGUACUAAUAGUCAAACAGUAACCAAUGAGUUAAUAGAUAGCUGACUAUUUUAUAGAAACAGAAGCUGAUCAUUUAAAUAUGUGAGGGUACAAACUUCUUAAAGAUACAGUAUCAUAGUUUAAUCUCCAUAGACUUGUACAUUUCAAUUAUAAACAAUUUUACCUUAACUGGAAAAGUUUUUGAGCUGUGUUUUACUGUUCUCUCGUUUUCCCAUUAUAGAGAAACCCACCUCCUGCUGGGUUAACUGAGCAAAUCCUUUUAGAGAAACCCACCUCCUGCUAGUUAUAAAAAUCAACAAAUUGUCUGUUUUCAAGACCUGUGGUCCUGACCACAUGAGAAUAAAAGGAUAGCUAUAGGCUAAAAUAAAAUAUAACUGAUAAUGUCUAGUCUAUACAUAUACCAGGACUGCAGCAAAACAUAUUAGCAUACCACCAAGCUUUGGCAUAGAUCAGAGUUGUCCGAAGCAUUUCAUAAUGCCGAAACAUUACUGAAAGUUAUUCCAAGUAAUCCAGGAAGAUAGGAAGCAGCACAGCAAGGUCCAAUACAUCUUACAGGUAUUGUUAUAACAUAGGGACAUGAUACUAGCUAUUUGUUUAUUCAUAGUCGACUUCUAAGCUGUUUGGAAAAGGAUAGUGCAGGUUGCAGCGUUUAAAAAAACAGGAAACUCAAAUGAUGCCAAAGUCAACUAGUAUAUUAUUGACUACUCCUCCAAUCAACUAAUUAUCAACCACUUGUAGCUCAACUUUGUUGUCAUUACUCCACCAGGACCUUUGACUUUUGUGAGUGAUGGUCUAUUACCUCCUCCUUUGAGACAAGUGUUUUAGUUUAUACGUGCUUCAUUCUAUAGGCAUGAAAUAGUGCAUUCCAUUGAAGCGACAUGCCUACUACCUUACAAGCAUUGCAUACAUCUGUGCACUUGAACAUUGUUUCAAACAUACUGAGCUGGUAAGCGGAGUUCCCUCUAUAUCCUUCAACAGUGGUUAGUUUCAGGUUCUUUUGUUCAAAAAAUAGCUUAGUAUAGAAACAUUCCAAAAUCACUAUAAAUGGUAUCUAAAAAACUGUUGUGUCAGUUGUAUUUGAUGUUGAAAGUAAUGUGUGAAAAUAUGUAAGAAGCAUGAAAGGUGAGCAACAUUACUACAGAACCACAAAGUAUGGUUUAAUGUUGAUACCAAACAUUGGUAACGCGUGGGUGGUUGUCAGCAAAUAUUAUAUGCUUAAACUUCAAACAGUGUACAGUAUUUUAUAAAUAUUUUAAUAUACCAUACAGUUUUGUGAAAUAUAUAUAUAUAUAUAAAUAUUGUCAAGUUUAAUAUGGUUGGUAAACACUUGUAUGCUAGUACUGAGUCAAAGCACACAAGCUUUUGCAAUAAUAGUGUAGUUUUAACUAAAGACAAUUAUCUUCCAGAAAUCACACAUUAGUUUGGGUCUGAUAAUGCAUGCAGUUCUUUAAUGAGGUUAUAAUGCAUUCUGUGUAAGAGUUAGACACAUGUUUUAGAUCAAAAGCUCUUUAUUACGGUCCCUUUUAAAAUAAAUAAAUCAGUAAUUAAAUAAUAUUAAUAAUAAUAAUAAUUUUGAUACUGGUAUGAAAAGUAGUAGAGGUGAGAGGUAGGGCAAAAAUGAAUGUUAUAAAUGAUUUUUCCCAAGGUAUUCAACAGCAGUUGAAUGUACAGUGGAUGCUGUUAUUAAUGUUACAAUUACUAAUACAUGGAUUUUUUAAUUAGGGAAACUUAUGUAAAUGUUUGACAUGGUUCAUAUUCUGACCUGUAAUUGAAGUAACAAGAAAACACUUUAAAAUGCAUCAGUAACAGAACUGUGAACAUGAUAACCACAUAACUUCUUGUAGUUAUGUUAGCUAAGUAUAAGUUGCAUUUUAAGAUUCCAUGACUGGCUAUACAUCAUGCUGCUACCUUGUACAAUUGUCCAAUUUACACCUCUCAGUCAUAUUUUUAUAUAUGUUGGCCAGACAAAAUGGUGCCCAGGUACGCUCUAUAAACUGGCUGUAUAUACUUUUAAAACCAAGUAAUGUUACUUUAAGUAGUAAAUUUGUCAAUUAUUUUAAAGUGUAGUUACGGUGGCUUGUAAAUGCGGUCCAAUUUUGUCAUGCUGUCCCCUGCUAACUAAUUACUCAUUGUCUUGCCAUUGCCUUACAUGUGUAAGUAGUAAGUAGUAGAUAUCUCUGUUGAAUAUAAAUUUAGCACCACUUCAAUUAUUGAUGUCAGACAAUUAGCAUUACAGCUCUUUCAUUUCUUGCAUAGCUUUUUUUAAACUAAUCUGUGUUCAAUUUACAAAACCUCCCCCUUGCUCUAUUAUAAGUGUGUCACGUUGCAUGAGAUUCUGUUCAUAAUGUUAUUAAUAAUGAUGUUGAAGUAAAUGCAUUUCACUCGGAUAAUGAAGAUAUUUUUAAAUCCUCCUUCAUUGUACUUGAAAUAAUAAUAAAAAAAUGUUGUGUUCAUUUUUUUUUUUAAAGUAAUAUAAAUAAAACCUUUGUUAAAAAAUGAGACUAUCAUGUUGUACCAGAUUCAGAAUUUACUCAACUGUGGCCCCCACUUUCAACUUUUGUUAACCUGUGGUAUGUUAUCUGUAUCUGGAGAAUUGCCAAGCAUGCAUCUGUACAUACAGCAUGUAUUGAUUUCUGCUGAGCUAUGGUUUUCUGUUACAUUUGGUUGAGCAACUCAAGAAUAAAGU